This is a messenger RNA of Porites lobata, 13481 nucleotides long. The record is from the annotation of a GenBank genome assembly. NCBI's taxonomy places the organism in Eukaryota, Metazoa, Cnidaria, Anthozoa, Scleractinia, Poritidae.
AGUUGCGAACUUUGGAGCCUCCUGUUGCCCUGAAAGCUUCAGUUUAUUUCUAAAGCAGAGGCAAUCGUCAGAAACAGUCAAAAUGCAGGUAACUAUAACGCUUAAUCCUAACUUGAUGUUCAGGGUUACCUCCCUUUUCAUAGCAAUCUGCGCGGGCGUUUACUUUGAAUUUUGCGUGUUACGAAAUCGCCGCGCGCGUUGUGGAAGUUCAAUGAUUUUCCAAGGUUUUGUGCGGUGAACAACUGUUUCGUCUCUUAUGCGUUUGAAUUGCGUCGCUUUUUUAGUGGCUUAAAAAUUGUUAAGUUACAUUCUAUGAGAAAGAAAAUUAAUUCUGCUAUGGAUAUUCCUUUCGGCCUAAGUACUGUACAUCAUGUCAGCUGAUUAGUGUCUGAUAGCAUAAAUCAAAGUCUGUGAGGAGUUGUCAAAGACUAAGAAGAUCGUUAUUUCCUCUUUGUGGACCAAACUGUAAUUUCUUAGUGCUGCACAUGAUAAAACAAUUAUGUUUUCAAUCCUGCAGAUAGACAUUUUGGAUUUUAGGAGUCAAAGGAAACUGUGUACUUUAGAAAGUGUAAGUUACAUGUACAAUUUCUCAUGAUAAUUCAUCAGUCAAUUCUAGGUGUGCCCAGUCUACGGACUGAGUAUAAAACACGAACUAGGUAUAUUACGCGGACUAUGGACUGUGUAUAUAAAAACAGCUUUAGAAAGGUAAAACCGAGAGAAACGGAUAGCGGACUAGCAUAAAACAGUAGUCCCAGAUCCUUUCCUCACACACAAACAUUCUUUUGGCUGGUCACGCAGUCUAUUCUCCUCAACAUCAGGAUGGAGAAGGAAAGGAUACUGCACGAGAAAGGAAGGUUAUGCCGAUACUCAACGCAACUGAAUUUUAUAAAAAGGAAGUGUUAAAAGAGAAUUCAAUUUAUAGUUUUAAACCAAUAGGAGAUAUGGAAAUUGAGAGGUACCAAAUUUACAAAAAAAUAGUAUUGGUGUUAGUGAGGGUAAAAUUCUUAUAGAUGCCACUGUUCUGUUUCAAAUAAAGCCUUGGGGAUAUGAGAAAGUGAAGAACACAGAUGAGAAGGUCAAUAUAGGGGCAUUCCAUGAUGCAAAAAAGCUGUAUUUAGGGGGGAGGGGUUACUCACCUACACGUGAAUAGUAGCCAAAUUAUCAUCCAACAUUAUAUUCUAACCGAUGAUGAUAUGUUUAUUUUACACCUACAUGUAUGUAAUUAACAUGUACAUCGCGUUUGUGACCCCUGCCGUGGAUGUUAGAGACCGAGACCAGGUCUGAAAAUGGGUGUAGAAAAUAGCAUUUUGGUCAGGCUCAAGAUGUGGAGAAGCGGGUGGCACAUCUCCACCAAGAAUUUCCAGGAGUAUUUAUAACUUAAACUCACGUUUUGUGCUAUUUAGCGAUCUUUCGAACUUAUUUUACCUUACCUGGAACCAAUUAGCACAGUUUUUACCAAUAUAGUCCUUGGUCCACAUUUUAUACCUAGUCUGUGUUUUAUAUCCAGUCCGCAGUCCCUGGUCCGCAGUCCACAGUCCAUUUUUUAUACUGACCGUUAUCCAAACAUAACUAAACAUGGAGGAUGACAGAGUGGAGAUUCUGCAGUUGGGACAUUUUAUUACAGAAAAAAAAUAUUUUGUCAACACCAACUGUUCAUUGAAAGUUUAGCAGAGCUUUUGGAACCCUUGGGACUCCUUCAUCAGUGAUGGCCUUUGCUGUCAGUUGCAGCCUUAUUUUGAUGAGGCUGCAAAAUUGUUCCAUUAAUUAGGGGAAGGUUUUAGCCCUGACCACAGUUAUUUUCUGGUCGCUGCUUCUGAAUUUAUAUGGCCUCGUGUAUCUUGUGUGAAAGCAGGUGGUUUUCCUGGCCAAUAAUUUUUGCACUGGCCCAGUGUUCUUAGCAUGUUCAGACACAGCAGACUUGAGAUCAUUCUGCCUUGUCUGAACAUGCCCCUAUGAAUUUAUUUGAAAUGGCUUUUCAUGCACUGAAACUAUAUUGUAUUCAUUUUAUUUAAUCAUGAAGUGUGAAAGCUAGCCUCUUGAUCUGAGCACUGUAAAUACUGUCUUCUGUAAAUGUAAUAUUCCACCUUUCCAAUGCUCAUGUGUUGUUGACAAGGUUAAUGUGUAAAUAAUACAUUCUUCAAAACUUAGCUCACCAAUCUUUAAUAAUCCUUUUAGUUGGACUCAGCUGCUACAAUUUCUGAUGUCAAAAGAGAAUAUCACCAAAAAUGUAAGUUUUAAGUAAUAAGAGAGCUUUUGUCCUUCUCUCAAACCUGGAUGUACCUGCACUGUUGAUAUCUAAAUUUUUUUAACUACAACUUUGGUGUUUAACUGUAUGUAGAUAAAAUAAUGUUAAACCUCCUUGAUUAAUGGUGACAAAAACCAGACUUUUCUGUUUGGGAUGAGGCAACUUAUCUCUAGCUUUCCCAGUGUUAUCGCCAUACUUUUCCUCAGUCAAGACCUAGAACGUGUAACUUCCACCAAGGACAACCGGGUUACAUUUGUCUCAUAAUUGUCAGAUAUUAAUUGACCUUAUCGUCCUACUAACCUCCUUUCUUUUAUCCACACUAUGUCAGAUAAAUAAGGUACUACUUACUUAGUAAUACUUAUUCUCUUAAGUUGUACAGUAUAAAAUCUUAACUGGGCAUUCCAUAAAACUCUGUGGGCCGUAUACUUGCUAACACAUAGAAGUUUGAUCAAAUUUCGCCAAUGGUGAUGUUAUAUUUUUAAUUCUUACAGUUCCAAAAUCAUACCCAGAAAGACAGUCAUUCCGUCUAGAGCCAAGUAAGUGCCAUAAUUUUCUUUUAUUGACCUUUCCCGCAUUCCGGUCCAGUGAGCAAACACAAAGACAUGAGAUCAAGGUUUGGUUGUACAGGUUCAUACAAAUCACUGUAUUUUGUCCAUCUGAGCCUUGAGUUGGUGCCUUUGUUUUCAGAAGUGCGAAAAAGUUCUAUUAUAACUAGGAAAUUUAUUAAAAUUCAUCUUUUUAGUAGGAGUGACUGUUUAACCCUUUUAACCUUAAGAGUGAUCAGCAUCAAAUUUCUCCUUGUAAUAUCGAUACUUUGUAAAACAGAGUGGUCAUGAGAAUUAUGGACAUGAUCACACAAGAUGAAUUUGCUUGAUAUUUUAUCAACUUCUCCCACUUCCCCUGUAGGAAAUGAAUAGGGGCAACAAAUGAGAAUUCAGAUUUUGAUCUUAGUGUUUAAAGGGUUAAGUGGUUUUUGACUACUGCAAUACAGUUCAACCUCCCUUGAGCAGCUUACCAUCAGGGUACCGGCAAGUUGCCGAUAAAUGGGGGUUGGCCACUCAGUAGAGGUUCCUCAUACAUGUAAAUCAGCAUAAUCUUUGGAUUAAUUCAGGAUUCUUGGAAACUACCCACCUACCCCUCCCCUAAGCCAACAUUUUGCCCUAAGUGAGAAGUAAGUGAUAAUGUUGGCUUAGGGGAGGGGUAGGUGGGCAGUUUCCCAGAUACCUAAAUUGAUCCUAAUCUUUAGCAGAAAUUUCACUUUAUUUUGAAACAAAUGCGUGACAGAAGAAGCAUUUACUGGUCCACAAUCGCUCGUCACCUUCUAUCUCGGACUGUAUUUUCCUUCAUCAUAAUUCUUAAAAUGAAGUCAAACAAAGCGUAUCAAGUGUUUGAAGGCUUUUUUUAAAAUAGAGGUAACAACGACAAAAGGGGGCUGCGGUCGCAUAACAGAGUUUUAAUUUCCCAUUCUUUUCUACAAUUAUUUCGGGAAUUUGGCUACUGGCCGCUCAAUUGAGGGUGGCUGUUUAAUGGAGGGUGGACUGUAUUAUUGUGUUGCUAUGGUGAUUUAACUACUAGAACAAUGGUAUUCAAUUUAUAGUAGUUUUACUAAUGCAAUGGUGAGUUUAUGGUAUCAUAAAAGUAACAACUUAUUUUUUCAUGUAUUCCAAUGAUCAGUGGCAAAAUUCCACUAUCUGCCAUUUUUCACUCAGAGAAGUAGAACUUGAGGUCAAGUUUUUCAGAAUUAUCAUGCAAAACAUCCGAUAAUGGUAAUAUUACUGAGUUUAAGUCCAAUUUCGGCCUGUAAUCAAACAAGUGACACAAUUGGACCACCCUAAGUUCUGUUAGAAAUUAAUGAUAACUAUAACAAAAUUUGGGGUAAUUUAAGCUUUUUUUAUAAUCAAAACACAAGAUCUUCAAAGAGUUUUUUGCCAGAACUGAAAAAAAAAUUGGUGCUCACAUAAUGGCAUGUCUUGUGAAUAAUUUUAAGGCAUGACACAUCCUGUUACACUGUCCUAUGAGUGCUAAAAUCAGUGCUACUGUAGCCAAUCAGAUGAGAGUUUUUAUUAGUACUAUGCAGGGCUUCUGAUAUUUCGCGGAAAAAAAAGCAAAAUUUCGCGGGAUUUUCAGGGGCAAAUUCGCGGAAAAAUCGGCCGAUUUCGUGGGAAAAAAAAUCAAAAUUCGCGCAACAAUCGGCCGAUUUCAGGCGAUUUUCGCGGGAGAAAAGUCAAAAUUCGCAGGAAAAUCAGCCCAUUUCGAGGGAUUUUAGCGGAAAAGAGUCAAUUUUCGAAGGAUUUUCAGGGGCAAAUAAUUUCCUAAGAAUUUCUUAGAAAAAUCGGCUGAUUUCACGAGAAAUUUCGGGGGGAAACUUCGCCAAGAAAACAAUCAGUAAAAAAUCGCCGAUUUCGCUGGGGUUUUUUUGGCAAAUUUCGGUAAAAUCGAUCAAUUUUGCGUCGCUAUGACCAGUGUUGGUGAACGUUUUUUUUAACACGGAUAAUCAUUUACUCUUUCAACAACAGUUUGCUCGAGAAAUAAGCGCAUGUUAAAGCCAUCAACAUUAUGGUUAGUGCCCAGUUUUUCGCAACGUUCAUCUAACAACGCCUGGUAGUUUUGGGACGUUGUUUACUGGUCACAGUGAUGAAGUUUCAAGCUAAAUUUGGACGUUUGGGGUGAAUAAAACCGGUCUAAUAGCCAAGAUAAGUAUUAAAUAUGUUUUGCCGACAUGUAUUUGGAAAUAUUUCUGGCGGAUUUCGCAGUAUUUCGCGUUUUUUGGGGAAUUUCGCGGGAUUUCGCGGAAAUACCUGAAUUUCGCGGGUCCGCGACCGCGCGAAAUAUCAGAAGCCCUGACUAUGGCUUCUCAGCCAAUAAAUGCCUCAUGUGACUCAAGUGGUAUUGUUACACUGUCUUGUACAUGAACUGAAUUAAUGUUUUGUUUGUAUUAUUUUUUAUUUUCUUUCUAAAGGAGGAAAAUCCUUAAAGGAUGAGGAAAAAUUAGCAUCAUUUGACAUAAAAGAUGGAGGAAGAUUGUACUUUAAAGACUUAGGUAAGAUUGUUAUUAUUAUAUGACAAUCAUACAUGUGGAGGUACUCCAGAAUAACCAAAACUUAUGACAUUUUAUCUACAUUCUAACAAUACAUUCAUAUAUUUGCCUUGUCCUGGGUGAAGUCCAUUAAAAAAUAAAUGAAAUUAACUUCUGUUUUUUACCCUCGGCAGUCUUUAUAGUACUAAUGCUAGUGGGGCCAAGCAAAGUCCUGAAACAAAUAAAUUUGAAUCUAACAUACAUGUAAAUGGGUUAAGAAUCCUUAUUGGCCAGAGGCAAACCAGUUGGCCAUUAGCAAGUGCGGUCGAGGAUUUAAACUUGUGACUGGCGAGAAAAAAUCUGGCAAGUGGUCCGGGCGGAACUUGAACUUGAGGCCUCCGAAUUGAAAGUCCAGAGCUCUAACCACUCGCCCAUGCUGCCUCCUUCAAAAUGAAAGUAGUAUUUUACAUCGCUCUUUUUGAAUAAGUUUUUUGAAAUUAUACAAAAUUAAAUUUGGAUAUUAUUUCUUCUUGAUAUGUUUUGACUAGCUAAAAGGUCAGGAGUAAAAAAGUGAAAGGAUUUUGCCCACAUUAAUCUGUACUUUGAUUUAAUUCGUAGGUCCUCAGAUAAGCUGGAGAACGGUGAGAACAUUUUCUGUUAGAAUUAUUUAUUUGGAAAUUAUGUACAGAGGUAACAAGAACUUACAUGCAUGCUUUGACAAGGUUUCAUCUUUUUUGUGGAAAUGAAAGGUAAACAAUGUAUGCCUGAAUAAAUGUUGAAUUAUUUUUGUACAAAGUACUUGACCUAUUCGACUGUCUGCUAGGGUUCCUAGAACAGAUUUUAAUACCAACAAAAUUUUUACACGUAAUAGUGAAUUCUUUAAAGUGGACCCUAUAAUUUUAUUGACUUAGCCCCUUUUGUUCAAAAGGUGGGUAACACUAUCCACCAGGCCUCUGUUGUUCAAAGGCUGGAUAGCACUAUCCACCGUAUAAAUCUCUAUCCAGUGGAUAGUGCAAUUAGUUUCCCCAAUACUUAUCUGUUGGAUAGUGGUUUAUCCGGUGGAUAGCACUAUCCAACGUUUUAACAACCAGGGGCCGGUUGCUCGAAGCCUGGUUAGCGCUUCCCCUUGGUUAAGAGGUAUCAAAAUGUAUAGGUUUCCAUGGUAUUUAACGCUGGUUAGCGCUAACCAUGCUUUGAGCAACCCGGGCCAGGGCCAGAUAAAUCUCUAUCCAGUGGAUAGUGCCAUUGGUUUCCCUAAUACUUAUCCACUGGAUAGAGGGUUUUCCAGUGGAUAGUGCUAUCCAUGCAGCUUUUGAACAGCUGGGCCCAGUACUCACUGGAUAAUUUUAUUGACCUUUUAAACAACUCGGACCAGGCGUCGACCAAGCACAAAAUGUCGGUAUUGAGUGAGUCCUAAAAUUAUUUCUGCAAAACAAACCUGCCACCAGUGGAUGUGUACCUCUUUCUCGCCAGCCUCUCCCCUUUCCUCCCCUCUCCUGGGUGCUUGCUUGUACACUAAUAUGUGACAUGCAAGUGACAGAGGUUCAUGUAUGAGCCAGAAGCAUGCAUGAUCGUAGACUCUGAGAGUUUCUAUAGGUUAUAAUUGUGGGCUAAUUGAAGAGCAAAAGGUGUAGUACUCAUCAUUACCUUUUUUUGUAUAAUUUAUAGGUCUUUCUGGCUGAGUAUGCUAGUCCCCUCAUUUUUUACAUGCUCCUGUACCCACGUCCUUCUAUUGUCUACGGUCCAGCAGCGGCAAGUAAACCUUAUGCUCCUGUUGUGCAGUAAGUUUACGUGUCUUAAACUCGUUUUUGUAGAUUUAUCGCUGGUUUUAUAAACUCCAUUGGGUAUUUUGGGGUGUUACGCUGCUGCCUGAUUGGCUCAGUUGAAUGCAUGAGUGCCGGUCCACCAAGUGGACGGUGGUAGGUGAAACCCCUGACCAGACCACCAAUCAGGAUAUUUUAAAAACUGGCAAGACUAUGGUGACUGUAAUAAGAUUAUUGUUAGAUCUUGCCUUAGUUCAGAUGAUCGUGCCAUGCAGCUUGAUGUUCAAAGCCAUUGGCCAUGUCUCCUUCAUUCUUCCUUAGUUAUUAGAAUACAAAAAGAGUCCCACACUGCCUUUUUGGAAAGAGUAGGGGACAUAGAUCCCACUGGUGUGGUCUAUCUUUCAUUUGGGGGAGUAGAACUGUCACAGGACCACGGUAACUGGCUUCUCACUGUUAGACCUACUCUGUCAAGUAUUGGAAUAUAUUGUACAUUCCUUAAGUAAAUUACUUGAUACAUACCACCCUACGCAUUCAUUAUAGCAUACCUUCAUGUUGUACAUGUACAAAAGUCAUCAUUUCCAGUACAAUGUGUACAUCUUAAACCUUUUUUGUUUCAGUAUUGCAGCAGCUUGUUGGGCAGGACAUUUUGCAAAACGACUGUUGGAGACUUUAUUUGUUCAUCGAUUCUCCCAUGCAACCAUGCCUUUAUUCAACCUUUUCAAGGUACAUUGUGUUGUACAUGCUCUGUUUUCGGAGGAACUAGUUAGCUUGAAUGCAUGUAGGGUGUUCUAUGAACUUUUAUGUCCUGGAGCAUUGUACAUUGUACUCCUACUGGUGUGAUAGCUUUAGCAAUACAUGAAGUCACAGUUUUUAAUAAUAGUUUUUUAAAUUACCAAAUGAGAGAAAAUAACAGCGAAAGAUUGGGAAAUAUUUGUAGCAAAUGAUUCUAUUUAUAUAUGUAACUUGGUAGAAUCUAUGUUCAACAUAGGGUAACUACAUCUAUUCCAGUCAUGAACUUGUUAUGUACAGUGUGUUACUGUAUUUGAUGCAAUUUUCUUUUUUCUUUUCAUUCUCUGCAUGGAUUCUAAAGAACUGUACUUAUUACGGGUAAGAUAUUAAUUUUUAUAUUAUCCAUUUGCUAAAAAGCUUUAAAAGUCUAAAUUGUUGUCCACUAAAUCAAGAGAGGAAACAAUUCAUGUUGAUGGUGCUGAUAAUUUAUUACUGUCAGUUUUGUAGUGUAAUAAUUUGAGCUGUACAUGGUUUUUCCUUCCACUCUGAGUUUCAUGAAUUAUUGGUUAAAAUUGGUCAAGACUAUUAGAACUCCUUAAAAGUGGUGAUCAAGAUUUCAUGUUUGUCCCAAUAAAAGCAAACUCCAAUAAGUAACAACUACAGUCAACUCUCUCAUAGCGACCACCUCUCAUAAGCAACCACCUCCCGUAAACGGCCACUUUGCAAAUAAUCCUUUUGUUUCUCAGUCAAACACCGUUUCAAAAGCUCUCUCGUAAGCGACCACUGUGUAAAUUUCUUAAACGACUGUGACCACUUUUUGGGUCAAAAAUUUGACAUAUUCUUUUGUUUUCUGUUUCCGGUAAGCGACCACCGAGCAUGAUCACGUGUGAUUGUAACAAAACCGUUGCUUGAAUGUCACAAAAGUUCAUUUUUGAAUAGUGCUGACCAAGUAAGCUGAUAGAUUUUAGCAAUUGUCUUAAAAAAAAGAUGUCUGUAGUACGAUCUGUAGGUAAAAAAGUGGAUUGUCACAUUCUUGCUUAAUUAAGUUUCAUCAGUUCCAAGCGCUAUUCGAGUUAAACAUUAUUAGCAGUUCUCUAUGUAAUUACACUAAUCAGUUCAGUUUGGGAUUAUUUUCUUGAGUUUUCCUGAAGAUGACCACCUCCCGUAAGCCACCACUUUGUCGUUCAACAAAUGUGGUCGCUUACGAGAGAGUUGACUGUAUCCAAUAAAAUUAAAGGUGUAGCCCAAAUGUCAACCCAUAGAGACAAAUACAAUGUCUGUUGUACCUAACAGGCUUUUAUCUUUGUCCAUUUGUCUUUGUUUUACAGAGGUUAUGGUGUCCUUGUUGGUUAUUUUGUCAAUCAUCCAUUGUAUACUCCACCAAGUAUGUAGGUUGACAUUUCAAUUAAGCAAUUUGGGCAUGGUUGGUUUGAAGCCAAUUUUAUGCUUGAGAGAACAAACCUUAUUUUCUUACUCAUUUUUGACAUGCAACAUUAUUAUGCUGUAGAUUUGCAAACUGAUGACAAAGGAAGGAUGACCCCAUACUUGUUACUUGAAUGCAUGUCAAAACUGUCUUUUUUGUAUAAUUAUGCCCUAUUUUUUUUUUCAUGCUCUGCUUUUACAUAGACAUUUAGGCAAGAAUAAGAAUGAAAAACUGGAUUUGCAUUUAUGUGACCAGGUCAUUACAUUGAUUGUUGUUGGAAUAAUAUUAUUGUUUUGACUCUUUUUAAAGCUACAAACCAUUGAUUUUGAUAAUUAUCAAUAAGUCUUUUUGUGAUGGAGGCAUCGUCAAACUGCAUUUGCAAUUAUUUUAACCUUUUUUUUUUACUUUUAACUCAAACAUUUUUCUUGUAAUUUAUUUAGUGUUUGGUGAUGCCCAGGUGUAUACAGGCUUAGCUCUGUUCUUGGUAAGUUAAAAUUAAGUUUGAAUGCAUUUUCAAAAAUUAUGUGGAUAGUAACUCCUUUAAAACCAUUAGAAAUUAACCUGUGGCUGAAAAUAAUCUGAAUAAUUUUUUGAUAUUGCUGGAUAAGGUUAUUAUGGUAAAUGAUUUAUAAUCCCUUUGUUUGACUGUUUUUUUUUUUUCAGUUUAACGAGUAUGGCAACUUUGUCAUCCACUGUGCUUUGAGGGAUUUGAGACCUGCAGGUAAGUCACACUUGCUCUGUUGUUAUGGUAACCAGUUUUUGACAUAGUUAAAUGAUGCAAAUUAUCGACACUAAUUCACAUUUUAAGCUUUUUUUUUGAUUUAUUGAUUAGUUAUUAAUUUUACAAGGGACUUGCAUUAAGCUUAAAAAAAAUAACAAAAAAAUUUUAAUAAGACUAACAAAUGCAAGGUCAGGACAAGGUUGACCCCAUCGAAAGGAAAAAGCAAUAAAUCCUAAUAAGAUGGUAAAGAAUUCUUACAAGAUAAUGUGAAUCAAACAACUACAACUAAAAACAGCGUAAGUUAUUUACAGAUCUACAAUGGGGGCCCUUACGAUUAAUUUCUAGUGUGACACACAGUUAUGAAGUUACAUUAUAUGCUUGAUCACUAAUAUUGCUAAAGGAAGUUCAGUAUCUUGAGAGACUACAGUACACUAAAAGUAAAAAGAGGUAAAGGCCAGAGGCCUAAACAGCCGGAGCCCAUUCCAGUUUCCUGAGUUUUUCUAUUCCUCCGUGGACCGGAUGCUAUUCCAACAGAAUGUCGCCAAUACCCAUUAAUACACCUGGAUGAAGAGAGACAAAGUGGAGUAAAGAUCCUCGUCAAGGGAAACAACACAAAGGGCGAGGCUUGAACCCCUGACCUCCAGAUCCCGAGUUCGAAGUGUUAACCGCUUGGUCACAUAUUAUAGUAACUGUUUAUCAAUUCCAUCUGCAGGUACAAAAGAAAGGAAGAUACCCUAUCCUACAUCCCAUCCCCUGACACAGUUGUUUAGAUUUGUAUCCUGCCCUAACUACACCUAUGAGGUAAGUUAGACUGAAAACAUUUUUCUCCUUGGUUGAUUUUACCUGAAGUCUCAGUGGUGGAUCCAGGGGAGGGACCCGGCCCCCCACCCCCCCUUAUUUUCAGACCGAACUGAGGACCAAAGGGCUGAAUAAAAGUUUUUGAGAGACCCCCCACCUUACCUCAGGGUCUGGAUGAGCGCCCCCCCCCCCCCCCCUUAAUUUAAAGGUCUGAAUUUGCAGUGCUGACUAUUGGUUACAUGCGAAAAACAUAGAAGACUAGAGUGACUUUCUUUAUCCUUUAUUCUUUCUGUGAAUUCCCAACCCCCCGCCCACCGCUCCACCCACUUUCUGAGUCAGGUAAUUUUGCACAACAGAUCCUUAGAGUGUGUAUGUAAACACAGAGUUUAACCGAAAAGAAAACCCACCCGAUCCAUUAUUCUACUAGUCUGUUCCACAGCCGUUAUUCUACCAAAACUGUCCUAUACACGCACAGAGUCAUUCCUUCCAUGUUCCUUUUAGAAGAAGCUUCAACGCUUAUUGCUACACCGUAGUUGUUCUUCCUCUUUACUUCCGCUAAAUGAGAAAUGUAAGUUAGGAUGUGAUUUUCUUUUUUUUUUUUCUUCAGGCCGGUUCUUGGAUAGCAUUUUCUGUGAUGACGCAGGCAUUAACAGGUAUAACCUUGUACAGCAUAAUAAGUAGUUUUCAUGCGAAUAGUCACACUUAAUAAUUUUAUCCACAGACUUAAAAGUUAGAAGCACCUUGUACAGCAUGAUUAACAGUACCACAGGAAAGUACUGCUCAUUAACUUUCAACUGAAUGUUCAGGAACUCUAGGAUUUCAACCACAGACUCAAAAGUUAGAACCACCUUGUACAACGUAAUAAACAGUACCACAGGAAAGUACUGCUCAGUAACUUUCAUUUGAAUGGUCACACCAUAGUAUUUUGUCCAUAGAGUCAAAAGUUAAGAACAAUUAGUUGUUUAGCAUAAUAAACAGUACUACAGGAAAUUACUACUAUGUAGCUUUCAUUUGAAUGAUCACACUUCAAAAUUUUAUCCAAAAAAAGGCCAACCUACAACACUUCUAAAUUCAAAUCUAGAGGGGACUUUGGAGUUCUUGAGAGCUCUUUAGCACUUCGUGGGAUAAAUGAAGUUUACUUUUUCGUCACAAUGAAACAAUUAAAAAGUGCUAGAGCGAUUUUCGUAUGACCUUGAAAUGAUUUUGAAAACGCGCGAACAAAACAGAAAAAACAAACGAACUGAAAUACAGCGAUUUGAUUGGUUUAUCGAACGGAUACAAACGCGCGUGGGUUUUGGUUGGUUAGCGAAUGCUCGGGUGAAAAAACUUCAUGCCCAAGAACUUUCUAGAAGUCAAUCGAUACUUUGACGUCAUACUGCAACACGAUUGGCCAAUCGAACAAUGCCUUCUCUAUAUUAGUAUUUUCUUUGGCGGGAAAACGAAGAGUCCAUGUUUUGAUCUUUUCAUCCAUUGGCUGAUAAAACAAAUAACGAACACUUACGGUAACCAUUAUUUCAAGGUUAUACGAAAAUCGCUCUAAGCAUAUCUGUUUAACAUGACGGUUUCUUUUUUUCUCUUUCAGCGGUUUUAUUCACCUUGUUUGGAUUCUACCAGAUGGCAGUAUGGGCCAUAGGCAAACACCGAAACUAUCGCAAAGAAUUUAAAGAUUAUCCGAAAGGAAGGAAAGCUAUUGUCCCUUUUCUGUUGUAAAUGAAUUAAAUUAAACUCUGCAUUUUGGUUAUGGGAAUGAUCAUCGUCAAAGAAGUGGACGAUUUUCAAGUCGAUUCAACGUCAUCACGGGUUUUAUGUUCCGGCAAGAGUGCUAGCUUACUUGCGGAGUUUAAUUAGUGCAACAGCACGUGACACUUUUACAGUUCCUUAAUUUCAUUUUUAGUUUCCGCGUAGUUAGUUGUGUUCCCAAACAACCGCACAAUCUGGUUGAUCUUAAGAUAAAGUUCCGUUCUUCUUUCUUCUGACUUAGUUCUUUACAAUUCAUUUGGGUCAUCCUACUAUACCGAUCUCAUCCUCCAUUGCCGGAAAUUUUAUUCUGGUUUUUGAAGCAGAAUACCGUAAAAUUCCGAAAAUAAGCCCCUCCAUGUAUAAGUUCCUCCAAAUAUAAGCCCCCCAAACCGGUAACGCAAAAGACCCUCCGUUAAAUCGCCCCUCCAAAUAUAAGCCCCCCCGGGGGCUUGUACUUGGAAAAUUGUCCUCAAAGACAAAGUAAAACAAAGCAAAAACGGUAAAUUUACUUCCAACUGUGAGGCUAGCUCAAUCGAUUUUGAAACGCAAAUUUCCCUCCGUAGAUAAGCCCCUCCAAAAAUAAGCCCCUCAAGAAGGGCCUUUGAAAAAUCUAAGCCCCGGGGCGUAUUUUCGGAAUUUCACGGUAAAUAGCGUAGCGCGCGAAUGACGUCAGAGUGACUAAUUUGCAAUUUUUGUCUGAGUUUUGUCAUUUUUCUCAUUUUAAUGACAAAAGACAGACAAACAUGACACUUUAAUGACAAAAGUCAGACAAAAGUGACGAAUUCGAUUUCAGUUUGUUUGUCAGUUUCGGGUCUAUAAUUAGUAACUGCGCGCACCGCUAUUGUCCUACGGAUUUUUUGCGCCGGAAAGAUGAAUAUAUAAUUAGCCUGAAAUCUAGCUGAUGUGCGCGCUGUUCACAUCAAAUGGUUGUGUGGUAGAAAAGUUUGUUUUACAAACCAAAAACGGCAGCUCCUUGUUACUUCAUUGACUGUUUUAUGGCGUGAUUUGGUAAAUAUAUAGAAAAUAAACUGAUUUCUUCAUAGUUU